CCACAGUCUCUACAUAUCACAAUUCAGGGUUGAUCCCGCAUAAUUGGAAACGGCUGGUCUGUUCAUUUAUCUCAUUCAUUUAUAUAUACUAUAUAUCUACUCGGAUCGUAUUCAACAGGACCAGUGCGUCGCGAGAAGGGAUAUAAACCGUGUGUGUGAGCGGUCAUCGCUUGUCAUUCACACGUCUUAAGGAUGAAGGUGUCUUGCGCUACGGUUCUCCUAUCUGCGCUGAGCUCCCUCGCGCUCGUCCAGGCCGGCACAUAUCGCUACUAUGAUCAACCUAUAAAGAGAGGGUUGCUGGAUCAGUUGUUGAAUGGCCUUGGCGGCGGCGGUGGAGAUCAAAAUGGAGAUGGUGAAAAGAAAGGCAAGGGACAGGAUGGCCGCGCCACUGUUACCGAAACGCUUAGGCAGACGAUUACCGUCGGCGCCGCCGCAAAUGUAGGCUUCAAUGCUACUGCUGCUGCUACUCAGACGGUAACUGUGACGGAGGCUGCUGCUGCCGUUGGUGGUGGGAAUGGAUCAGGCGCCCAACUGUCAUUCGUUACGACCACCGUGUACCAAACCGGAGCAGCGCCCACCGUGACGGAGACAGCUCUCGCCUCGACAGUAACUCAGGUCUCUACCGUUAUGCAGAUAUCAACGAUAACCUCGACAAUGAUGCAGAUGAUUGCUUGUGGCUCCCCCGUUGGCACGCCCGUUCAAGCCAGCGAAGCUUCCAUCAUCGCUUCAUCUGCUGCUCAGGCAGCUUCUUCGAUCGCGGCGAUUGAGUCUUCGGCAGCCGCAGUUAUACCGACGUCGUCAGCCGCAGUAGUUACCUCUUCAGCAGCAGUUGUACCGACUUCGUCAGCGGCCGUAGCUACCCCUCCAGCCGCAAUAGCCACGAGCUCCGCAGCAGUAGCAACACCGAGUUCUUCGAAAGCCGUUUUAGUUAGUUCUUCGGCGGUCGAAUCUGCUAUCGCUUCUUCCCCGGCUGCAGUUGAUACACCGACAUCAGCAACAGAGACUCCUGUAGCCUCUACUCCAACGCCAGUGGUGGAGACAACGUCAACGCCAGUGGUAGAAACAACCUCAACACCGGUAGUAGAGACAACCCCAACACCGGUAGUAGAGACAACCCCAACACCGGUGGCAGAGACAUCUACGCCUGCCGCCGCCGUCACGACUGCCACACCCGAAUCCUCCCUCGAACUCGCUCCGUCACCACCGACUUCGGCGGCCCAGGCAGUCACCACACCCCUCGCGGCUCAGUCCACGCUACAGCUCCCCGUUGAGACUCCCGCGCCCACAGUGCCCGCUCUGAAUAAUGCCGGCGGAAACAUCCCGCAACCGGCAGUCACGGCCACAUCAUUGGAUGGCGUGAACGAGGGACCGUCAAUCGAUUUUAACGGUAUAUCGUUGACGAGUGUGUUGUCGCUUGGAAAUUUGGGAAAGUUAAUUUGAUUUAAUUUGGUCGACUAGGUGUUCGUGGAGUGUGGAUGGAAUAGAGGACGAGGGGAUAGGAUGGAUAGGGGCAUAAUUUAGCCAUGUCAACAUAGGUACGCUAUCCAUGAGAUGUGCCUAUACGAGGAAGUAAAAAAAAAGCCUUGAAAUAUUUCCCCCUUUAUUGUCACCCAUGACGGCGUUAGUCAGGUUUUAGGUGUACGAGUAUGAGUACCUAUGGAUUCCUACUAUCAAGACUUUUGUUUUCCUUUAUUGACGGGCUGAGGGUGUUAGGAUACCGGUAUAUGAGCUUUGCCAGGAGCAAAUCGCAACCCUUAUCUGAUGUAAUUUCGCUGUUACGUGGGCAAAUAUGAGUAAUCUAGGUACCCAAGUAUUUUAGCAUGUUUAGAUUCAAAGACAAUUCAUACGUUUAAGUAACGG
Molecule: messenger RNA, 1860 nt
Organism: Hypoxylon fragiforme
Lineage: Eukaryota; Fungi; Ascomycota; Sordariomycetes; Xylariales; Hypoxylaceae
Exons: 3
Coding region: 193-1440 (415 amino acids)
Source: RefSeq, a predicted model, not a curated record